Messenger RNA from Durotheca rogersii, 1341 nucleotides. RefSeq lists its product as uncharacterized. The coding region runs from base 303 to 1037 and encodes 244 amino acids. The transcript has a single exon. The record is from RefSeq and is a predicted model, not a curated record. NCBI's taxonomy places the organism in Eukaryota, Fungi, Ascomycota, Sordariomycetes, Xylariales, Xylariaceae.
ACCUACCUACCUACCCAUCUCCUUGGCACUUGUUGCUCGCCUCAUCCUUGCCUACCUGCUUACUUACCUAUCUACCUAUAGCAUGGACACAUGGCAUGCAUACCUACCUACCUACCUACCUACAGACCAGCAUCUCACAUCCCGUCCCUAGCCUGCGCCCGCGUAGACAUGCAUGGGCGAGAUGUCGGUACAUAAGGUAGAGAGGUAGGUAGGUAGGUAGGUAGGUAGGUCAGGCAGUCCACCGUAGCAUCCCCCGCCCGCCUCUCUCUCUUCCUUCUUCCCCACCCGAUCUCAACCAAAAAAUGCAACUCUGCUACACGCACAUAGGCAUUUGCAGAUACGCUCACCUUCGCAAAGCCCCGCCGCCAAGACGAAGUCGAAGCUUGGGGGCCCAAUGGCAGAGCAGCCAAGCAGCCUGCGGGAGUAAACAACAAGUUGCGUGCGCAGCGACGGCACCAACCUAUCGCAGGUGGGGUAGGGGAAGGAUAAGGGAGCGGGACGGGCCAAUGGCCGGGCGCUGGGAAGAGGGAGGGGAGGGGUCUCCCCCCAUCCUGCCAUCCUACCAUCCUGCCCGCCAGAACAUCCUCGAUCCCGGCCAGCCCACGCACGCAACGCACGCACGGGUAAGAGACGAAAGAAGCAAAGAAAAAGACAAAAACAGUCGACGACGAAUGAUGCUCGCUCGAUCGCGGCCCGGAUAUGGCGUGGUACGGCAACAUACCUACUCGCCCGCUCGCCUCGCUUCGCUUCGCGCCUCCUCUCUCUCUCUCUCUCUCUCUCGUCUGGCAUCGUCUGCUCGAUCCAGGACUGCCGCCCAGACGAAAAGAGGAAAACGAAUUAAGGGAAAGACAAAAGAACCACGGGACAAGACGACGCUACGAACACCCCCCACCCCCCCUUUCCCCUUCCGCACCCCCCCGUCCCAUCGAGAGCCCUCGAUCUGCGUCUACGCCGGCCUGCCUGCCUACCUACCUAUCCAGGUAUGUCGACCCAGAAAUGCUGGGAGCAGCGCGCUCCCGUGCGUGAGACACACGUAGAAGGAAAGAAGGGGGGGGCCGCGAGGACUGCCCGUCAUCGCUGGCGCAGGGAGGCACGUACGUGUUAUCAUUAUCACAUAUGUAUAUAUAUACCCAUAUAUACCUCUAUAUAUAAAUGAAUGAAUGUAUGAGUAUGUAUGUGGUAAGACUAGACGCGCAUUAUGGAGAGAGUCACCACUGCCACCACCACAGCCAUUACCAACUACCACGAUUGCUAAUGCUACGCACGCAGCCAAGCACCCGGAAGCGGGAGCCAAAUACCAAAAAAAAAAAUAAAAAUAAAAAGAGAAAAGAAAAGAAAAAC